GUGAGCUGUGAUUGGUCACAGCUUGUCACAUGGUACAAGGCUGUUGUGAAUAGCCUUGUACCAUGUGACUUCUGUGAUCAUUCACAGAUUUCACACGUAGUAAGCAAUGAUGUCACAAGUGAUAUCUUGCUUACUACUCUGCAUGUGAUCACUGAUUGGCCAAUCAGUGAUCACAUGAUCGGGACCUCGUACAGAGGUCCCCUCCGACGAUCGUGUUUCACUGUGUCUGUAGGACACAGCGGGCACCGGAUCGCGGUGCUGCUCACUCCCAGGGAGCGCGCACAACUAGAAAUAGCGGGUGCCGUUUAU
Molecule: messenger RNA, 309 nt
Organism: Staurois parvus
Lineage: Eukaryota; Metazoa; Chordata; Amphibia; Anura; Ranidae
Source: the annotation of a GenBank genome assembly